Messenger RNA from Apiotrichum porosum, 543 nucleotides. RefSeq lists its product as uncharacterized. Bases 1 to 543 code for a protein of 180 amino acids. The transcript has 4 exons. NCBI's taxonomy places the organism in Eukaryota, Fungi, Basidiomycota, Tremellomycetes, Trichosporonales, Trichosporonaceae. The record is from RefSeq and is a predicted model, not a curated record.
AUGCACAACCAUCCCCUCAUCCCCAGUGACAGAAGACUCAAGUUUAGUCCCUCUGUUGGUGAGGAACGGCGGCGGACCAAAGGGUGCGGUGCCCCCAGCCCCAGGCAAGAGCUGCUGAGUGCAAUGGCGUACUGUUGGUGUGGCACUGGAAGGGCAAGAAAGGAGGAAAGAGAGGCGGACCCAGGCGAGGCUGGUAAAGCCAAGAUUGAAGCCAAGAACGGAAAGACCUUGAAGAAGAUUGCCGCCGAUCGCGAGGCAUCUGCAAAGAGGCAUGCACCAGAACGUCAAGUCAAAGCCACGCUCAAGGUCGCCGUCAAGGUUGCCCGGACGUCGGUUCCCAGUGGAGCUACGUUGACGCGCGCGUCGCGCCGCAUGAGCGAUGACGACAGCGAGCACGAGGAGGACGAGGAGGACGAGGAUGGCAACGUGCGCCAUCUCAUCAAACUCGAGCACACUAGCUUGAUUGUGAGACUACACCUCAACAGCCACAACUUGCAACACGCAAUACUGCCCACGUUUCCUCUCACUCCCACACGCAAAUGA